GAACGCCAAUCUGAAUGGUGGGGGUAGUGGACGCCGUAGUACGGGUCCACCGGCCUUUUUCGGGACUUUCCCGGGUUCCUCGUAGCGACUACGGUUAAACGUUUUCUAGUAGCGUCCCACAUUUUUCGUUCUGAUCCGCGGACUGUACGCGAUUUCGGCACGUCUUGCUGCCUUUACCCCGUCACGCCCCUGGUUCAUCAACCAUGGCAGACUUAGAUGACCAAUUAUUAGAAGGUGGUAUUGAUUUAUCAUCUGAAGAACAUAACACACAAAUUAGUAUAGAAAAUAGCAUGUCUUUUGAUUUGAUUGAAAAUGGUCAAUCGAAUAAUGUCGACUCUCAAGCAUCAGCAGAUUCUGACUUGGAAGUAAUCAGAGCUCGUGUACGCGAAAUGGAAGAAGAAGCUGAAAAGUUAAAAAAAUUGCAAUCACAAGUAGAUCAAGAAAUGUCAAACACACCAGUACUGUCUUCUCCAAAUUGCUCGAAAACAAGUGCAACAUAUAAUUUGUCAGAGCAGGAAAAAGCUGAAGCUGAUGCUAGAUCUGUUUAUGUUGGUAAUGUAGACUAUGCAGCAACAGCAGAAGAAUUGGAAACUCAUUUUCAUGGGUGUGGUUCAAUAAAUCGGGUAACCAUAUUGUGUAAUAAAUUUGAUGGUCAUCCAAAAGGGUUUGCAUAUAUUGAAUUUGCUGACAUGGAUUCAGUUAAUACAGCCAUGGCUAUGGAUGAUUCUUUAUUCAGGGGCCGUCAAAUUAAAGUCAAUCCUAAAAGAACGAAUAAACCUGGGAUAAGCACUACAAAUCGUCCAGUAGCAUCUAGGGGUAGAGCUAUGUUCCGAGGUCGUCCAAUGUCUCGUGGUGGUGCACAAUCAUCAUUUUAUGGUGGUUACAGACCAUCUCGUAGACCAAGAGGUGGUUAUUCCAGAAGAGCAAUGUAUUAUCCUUACUGACGUUCACAAUAAAUCCAUCGCUACAGUUAUCGGUGGGAACUAUCAAUAUUUUACAAUUAAGAAAUUCUAACAAAUAAAGGCUUUUUAGAAUAAAAAUAAUUCUUUUGUACAUACAUUCAAAUAUUAAUUUAAUAGCCUUAAUGAGCUAUUGGGAAUGUAUUAACUUGAGUUUUUAUUUUUGAUUGAAAAUUGGAUUUUAUAUUAAUAAUUAUAGCCUGUAAUAAUUAAUUGGAAAUAAAAAAAAAUAUUGUGUACUCAUAUGACUGUGCAAUGAAUUAUCAAAUUAUUCUAUCUAGUUACAUUGUCUGUUUCAAAUUAAUAUUUAAUGUACUAUUUUAGAAUAAUAUAUCUAUUAUGUUAGAUCUUAAGGUUUGAAAAUUUCGUAUGUGCCUAGCUAUAAGUUUUAUUAUACCUAGAUAUUUUUAAAUUAUUUUAACUCACUAUUUUUCUAAAUUUGAAACAAGUUGUGUUUUUUAUGUAAAUAUUGUACUACAUAUUUUUAUGUAGGUUUAUUUUAACUUAAAAAUGUCAAAUAUGUAUAAAAGAUUGUGUGAAUCUGAUAAAUACAAUGUUUUUUAAAAAAUAAGAAAUAAUAACCAAAGAAAAUAUUCGUGCAAUAAAAAUGAAAAUAUACUCAAAAAAAGUUGAACGAUAAAAAUAUGACAACAAAGACAAUUAAAACGCAAAAAAAAGACAAAAGAUUCAAAAUAAAUAAAACACAUAACCAAAUUUAAAA
Aphis gossypii (cotton aphid) is the source of this 1680-nucleotide messenger RNA. RefSeq names its product polyadenylate-binding protein 2 (gene Pabp2). Bases 204 to 944 code for a protein of 246 amino acids. Gene Ontology annotation, molecular function: RNA binding. The transcript has 7 exons. NCBI's taxonomy places the organism in Eukaryota, Metazoa, Arthropoda, Insecta, Hemiptera, Aphididae. The record is from RefSeq and is a predicted model, not a curated record.